GACUACUGUCACUGGAAAUCAGCAGAGUCUUUAUGAGAAUGAUCACCAACAAACUUCAGAUUUAUCGCUGCAUUGGUCUCAUGUUCCUCUUGUCAGUAGUGAUGUUUACUGUUAUCCAGAUUGAACAUAUGAGCUUACAAAAUGACUCCGAGAGAAAGAGAAUUGAAAGACAGAUGCAAAUAGACAAAGAAAUCGACCUGCAAAAUAACAGCGUCCACACCUUUUGGGAAAACUUCAAUACGGAGCAAAGAAUGGAAUUGCUCACAGAACAUCCUAAAGAACCCACAACAUGGGAUAUCAUCAGCUCCAACUGCAGCGCAAACCUCAGUUUGUUAUCCACAGAUGGGUUCACAAGUCUUGACUCAGAUUUUAAGCAAUUUAUGCUGUACAAGCAUUGCCGAUACUUUCCUAUUCUCAUGAAUCACCCAGAGAAGUGUGACGGAGAUGUGGACUUAUUAAUGGUCAUCAAGUCUGUGAUAACACAAUAUGAUCGCAGAGAGGUGAUAAGACAAACUUGGGGCAAAGAGAAGACUAUCGGUGGGAAAAAUGUCAAGAUCCUUUUCCUUCUUGGGACAUCUUCCAAAGAAGGAGAGACAGCCAACCAUCAAAAACUUCUGGAAUAUGAAAAUUUUAUCUAUGAGGACAUUCUUCAAUGGGACUUCAUGGAUAGCUUCUUCAACCUCACCCUAAAGGAGAUUCACUUCUUGAAAUGGUUCUCCAUCUUCUGCAGAAACACCCACUACAUCUUCAAAGGAGAUGAUGACGUGUUUGUCAAUGUUCCCAACAUCUUGGAAUAUCUGGAGGCAAGCAAAGACCUGAAAGACCUUUUUGUGGGUAAUGUUCCUAUUAAAGCCACUCCCAUUCGUAAUAAGAGGAGCAAGUACUACAUCCCUAAAGUCUUGUAUGAAAAGAACUACUACCCACCAUAUGCUGGUGGAGGUGGUUUCUUGAUGGAUGGUCCUCUUGCACAUAAACUCUACGGAGCAUGUGAAACUCUGCAACUUUAUCCCAUUGAUGAUGUGUUUCUUGGGAUGUGUCUAGAAGUGCUUCAGGUCAAACCAAUUCAACACGAUGCAUUCAAAACCUUUGGGAUUGUACAGAAUGAAGCCAGUAAGAUGAAUAGGGAGCCGUGCUUUUUCAGGAACACGAUAGUCGUACAUAAACUGCUCCCACCAGAUCUGAUCAACAUGUGGAGGCUGAUCAAUAGUGACUUAGUUUGCUCAAAGAAAUUGUAA
This is a messenger RNA of Triplophysa dalaica, 1235 nucleotides long. Its product is annotated as UDP-GlcNAc:betaGal beta-1,3-N-acetylglucosaminyltransferase 7-like. Bases 33 to 1235 code for a protein of 400 amino acids. Gene Ontology annotation, molecular function: hexosyltransferase activity. The record is from RefSeq and is a predicted model, not a curated record. Gene Ontology annotation, cellular component: membrane. The transcript has 3 exons. NCBI's taxonomy places the organism in Eukaryota, Metazoa, Chordata, Actinopteri, Cypriniformes, Nemacheilidae.